CGCUGGCUAUAAUGUGUUGUUUUCUCUCGCUGCUCUGCUGAGUUGCCGCGGCGCGUUCUCUGUGAUUCCUUGUAACUUAAUCGUGUGCGUGUGAAAACUCUCCAGUGUACUUUCUGUUCUGCUUUGCAAAAUAGUGUUCUCGCUCCCUAAUUAUGCAGUGAUUGUGUGAUGUGUUCGCUUCACUCCACACUUUGAAAUUUGUAUCGCUGCUGGCGCUUUAUAUUGCAAAGAAAACGGAUGUUUAGUGUUAAAGUAAGAGAUGAACUGCCACUAACGGUAGCGAUUGGAAUUAUAAAGGUCAAGUUGACACCAGUAAAGAAAGUGUGCGCAUUUUCAUAGUUUCUCUGAAUAAGGGUGAGAGGUUUGUCUCGGGCGUUGAUGCAAAGCGAGGAGGGCUCUGAAGUUACUGAAUUAUUCCAAGACGAAAGGUUACAGCAACCGAAACCGUCCUAAGAUGACGAGGCACCGGAGAAAUACAACCGACAAUCAAACGAGCUACAGAAGCUCUCAUGAAGAGAUGUUGUCACCACCUGAAGAUUGCUCGUCAUCGCCGUCAUUAUCAUUAUCGCCAUCAUUAUCCAGAUCUUUUCCGUCAUCUUGGAAAACCUCAGUGGCCAUUAACCCAACGACUCGUCUGUUUAGAAGAUGGAGUGUUUCUUUCUUCCUCUUGACAAUUCUUCUGAUGUCUUAUCCUAUGCCUUCCUCGUCGGCUUCAUCUCGAAGAAGAGUCAACGCCCGUUUCCUAAAUCUGACCGCCACUUACGACCGGGUGUACAGAGACCUGGAUGCUGGCAUGAGAGACCCCAAGAGAUUGGACGCGGCGUUUCGGAGCGUCGACUUGGGUAGGGCGCGAAGCGUCUUCGACAUUGCCCGUGCCAUCAUGCCAGAUGUGGGAGAUAGUGGCGUUUCUCAUGACGCACUUGUCUACCUAAUGAACGCACUUUUGCAAGAUAAUUCCAUUGAUCAAGACCUAGGUAACCAUAUCCCAGCGGAGGGUGAGCGAGAUAAACCCAUGGGGGUUGAUCUAAGUUACGAAACCCAAGAGACUACUACCACUGUUUCGCCCAACAGCACUCAAAACAGGGGGAUUUUUGACUUCCUCGUCAACCCGUUUGCCAUCCCCCAGAAAUGCUGGUACAAGAGCAACGAGUACGACUGUGGUCUCUCUGUCUCGUGUGUCUUCCAGGGGUCGAAACCCAUGGACCUCUGCUCUGGGGGCAUGAUAUGGUCAUGUUGUGUGCCCAGAGAUAAAGUGGAUCAUGUGGACCACAAUCUCGGAGCCAUUGGCAAUGACGUCAGUCAUCCCAACCAGUUCUUCGGCGGUGGAAGCAAGCCCGACUCUUUCAUCAGCCAUGAACACAGACCCUUUGACCACCACAGACCUAGUCAUUUCGAUAACGAUGAUGAUAGGUUUUUCCCCAAUACCCAGAGACCCUCCUCGGUCUUAAGACCACACCAUAGACCCCCUCCCCCACCUCCCAUACACCAUUCGAGGCCGAGACCUCAGAGACCAAUACAUUCCUCUAGACCGACUAAGUUUAAACCGCCUUCCGAUAACCACUUCCCUAACGAUUUCGAUGAGUUCGAUAGGCCCCAAGACACCUUCAGUAGUCGACCUCCUCAUGAUACUUUCGACCACAGACCUCAUGACCUGGGCAGGCCGUCGUCUUCCAGCCACCGUCCUCCAUCACAUCCAUUUGGACCUCCAGGUGCUCACGUCAGCCAAAGGGGGUGCGGCGAGACGUAUGCCAGAACGAACAGGAUCGUCGGAGGAAGCGACACCACCUUCGGCACCCAUCCCUGGCAAGCGGCCAUCAUCAAAGAGACUUUCUUGAGCAAACGAAUUGCUUGCGGUGGCGCGCUCCUCAACAACAGAUGGGUCGUCACUGCGGCUCACUGCGUCUACUCGACACCAAUCAGCAGUAUGAAAGUCCGUCUGGGCGAGUGGAACGUCCGUCGUCAAAACGAGCGUCUGCCCCACGAGGACUUCAACGUCCAAAGGAAGGAAGUCCACCCCGAUUACAAGGCAGCCGACUUCCAGAACGACGUGGCGCUGGUGAAGGUGGACAGAGAUGUCGUCUACAAGGAGCACAUCAUACCCGUCUGUCUGCCCCCUCAGGGCGAGUCCUUCACUGGACUCUACGGCACCGUCACUGGAUGGGGCAGACUCUCUCACGGUAUAUCAUCGACGCCCGAAGUCCUGCAGGAAGUCGAUGUUGAGGUCUUGAGGAACGACGUGUGUCAAUCUUGGUUCAAAGAGGCCGGCAGGAGGGAGACUAUAUACGACGUGUUUCUGUGCGCCGGGUAUAAAGAUGGUGGCAAGGAUAGUUGUCAGGGGGACUCUGGUAGUCCGCUCACACUCAUGUAUGAAGGACGUCGUCACCUGAUUGGCCUCGUCAGUUGGGGUAUAGGAUGUGCCCGCCGAAAUCUGCCAGGAGUCUAUACUAAUAUUGCCAUGUUUUCUAGCUGGAUCUUCGAUGUCAUAAAGUCUUGAGUUAGGUUGUAACUUUAACUGAUUUUUUUUUCUAUCUCGGACUUACCUCUUAUUGUUAAAUGAUAUAUAGAUGUAUUUUGAAUGUGUUUAUGUAUGUUAAUGCUAUUUAUGUUGUAAUCAGCCGUGGUAGUCAUUUGCUGCAGUUGCAAGUCAGGAAGGAUCUGCAGGUGUUGAACUUUUGUGUAAGUGCUCUAUGAUAGAGUGUUAUGUAUUACUAUUUAUGUCAUUCCAGCGUCUUGUUUCAUAAGUUCAAUAGGAUUCUGUGAUAGUUAUUUACAAUGUACACAACCCAUGACCAGCAACACACGCACGAAACCAGUUCACUGUCAAUCACUUCAUGAAAACAGCGAACAGUUACACUACAACACAGGGUUGCGCAAAAGUUGUUCAGCGACACGCGUUCUUGCACAGAACGAGUACAAACGUGCAUUAAAAGAUACAAGUAGGCGUCAUAAGACUUACAUUUAGGCAUUUACACAGACUAAUAAUGAUGCCGUUCGAAUCAACACAUAUCAAAUGACACAAUGCAGAUAACCCUUACACAUCUCGGAGCUGGAUCUCCAUAAUUUGUAUAUAGAAUAUAAUAAUUCCUUCUUCAUCAACAAGCACUUUUUGUAGAUACACAGUGUGACUAUGCUGCUGUUCCACUAAGUGAAAUGAUCAUUAUUGUCUUACUUUUCUUUGAGUAGAUUUCUAUGUACAGUAUUAUUGAUUAAAACGAUUUUACAA
This is a messenger RNA of Macrobrachium nipponense, 3223 nucleotides long. Its product is annotated as proclotting enzyme-like. Gene Ontology annotation, biological process: proteolysis. The record is from RefSeq and is a predicted model, not a curated record. Gene Ontology annotation, molecular function: serine-type endopeptidase activity. NCBI's taxonomy places the organism in Eukaryota, Metazoa, Arthropoda, Malacostraca, Decapoda, Palaemonidae. The coding region runs from base 455 to 2494 and encodes 679 amino acids. The transcript has 9 exons.